AUGAUAGCUUAAAAUCUAGGUAUGCUCUUUAGUUAAAUUGAAUUAUUUUACUUUUAAAAAGUAGAAGCCCCAAUGGAUUUGGAUUAAACUCUUGAUUUAAUGGAAGUUGGUAGGAAGAAAGAUUUAAAUUAAUUGUCAAAAAUAUAUUUAUCAUUUAUGAAAUCAUAUUUAGCAAUAAAUGAUAAGAUGUUGAUUGCUAUAAAUCAUAAAGCGAUUAUCCAAAGUGAAAUUUAUAUUCCAAAAAUAAUAGAAGAUUUGAAAUUAAUAAUGGAAAUUAUUCAAAAUUAUGAAGAUAGAUAAGAUCAAUACCCUUCAUAAUUAGCAUUAGUAUUGAACUGGAUUUUAGCUACUUUAACAUUGAUAAUUAUUUAAUCGAAAAAUAAUUGUUACAGAGUGAUUGAGAACCUUUUACUUAAACUAAUCAAAUUUUCACUCAAAAUUAUUUAUAUUCCUCUAAAGAAAGUAAUGAUAAUAUUUUUGGUCCUAUUAUAAAUUGAAUUAAAUGAAGAAUAGCCUUCUGAUGGGUAAUAUUGGUUAAAGAUGUCAGAAUAUUAAAAAGCAAUAAAAUAACCUUCUAAAUUCUUUAUGAAAAAUGCAUCGAGUACAGAAUAAUUCUAUAGAAGAUUAAUUUUAAGUUAAGAUGAAAAUUAAAUGGGAUAGAUAAUUGUUGUUGGGUUACUUAGAGGUUUAGUCAAAACAGCAGGAUCUGUAUCUAACAAUUAACAAGGAGUUGAUAUUCAUCGAGAAUGGGAAGAAUAUUAUUUAAAUGAUAGUAAAUUAGCUAGUGCUGAUUAUUCUAAAUAUAAAGAAUAAUCCAAUUAAUAAUAAGAUUUAAGAACUUAAAAAAACGAGGUGAUUGAUGAAUUUGAUAGACAUAGAAUUGUGUUGAAUUAUGCAAUAACUGAAUUCUUAUUGCUAUUUUUGAAACAAUUGAGAAAUAAUUGUAAAGUACAAUGCUCAUACUUAAUUUAAUUAAUAACAGAUGCAAAUGGAGUGUUAGUAUUCUUAAAGUUUUUUGAAAAAUUUAAUCCUUAAUCAAUUUCAUCUACAAAAAUUGAUUAUGAUCAAAUAAUGUGUAAGUAAUUUGGUGAAGCUAAUUUAUAUUACUUGUAAUAAUUUUUCAGAUAAAAUCAACAAUUACCUUAUCGAUUAUAAAGAAUAUGUAAUGGAAUUGUUAAAUUUUAGUUAGCUAUAAAAAAAUUUCCAGGAAUGUUUCCAGAAAAUAAGAAAAUAAAAAAAUAUAGUCAUUUAUUAUUAAAGAUUUAAAUUCUUAACUUUAAUAAGAAAAACUUGAAACUUGGAAACACAAUGAAAUUAAUAUCAGAAGUCUAUUGUAAAUACAAAUAGAACACUAAGAAUGAAAAUAAAAAUAUAUCAAAGCAAGAUUAACUACUAGAUUCUCUCUAUAAAUUUGAAAAAUGCUAAGAUAAAAUAUACAAUUGUGAUAUAACUUAAUCUUAAGAAGAGCUUAGAAAGUUGCAUCUCGAUCAUAAUAAUUACCAUUAUAACAAUACAAUUGAUUCAAUUCCCGUUUAUAACGAUGCUGAGCCUAACUAUAAAUAGAAUGAUUAUCUUGAGAAGUUAUAAAAUCAACCUAUAGAUCAUGAUUUUAUUUCAAAGUAUGAGGAAUGGCUGGAAGAGAACGUAUGGGAUUAUUAUGAUUGA
Molecule: messenger RNA, 1665 nt
Organism: Paramecium tetraurelia
Lineage: Eukaryota; Ciliophora; Oligohymenophorea; Peniculida; Parameciidae
Exons: 6
Source: RefSeq, a predicted model, not a curated record